Messenger RNA from Capsaspora owczarzaki ATCC 30864, 2948 nucleotides. RefSeq lists its product as hypothetical. NCBI's taxonomy places the organism in Eukaryota, Filasterea, Ministeriida, Capsasporidae. The record is from RefSeq and is a predicted model, not a curated record. The transcript is spliced from 3 exons. The coding region runs from base 151 to 2871 and encodes 906 amino acids.
CUUACGUUUACAGUUUUUUGUUUUUCAUUCUCCCUCUCUCCAAGUCACUCCAGUGAAACACACACACACACUCUCUCUCUCUGCUGCUGCUUUGAGGCUCGCUACGUGCGUGUUCACAAACUAACAAGUCCCUUCUUGUCACCCACCGUCAUGGCGACUGCCGUGUCCGACACUGACUGGAUUGAAGUCGACACCGCUGACGUCUUUACGACGCGGUAUCUCGACGAGGAAACUGCCGGCGACGAUGGAGCAGACGACGACUCGCGAUCCAAUUCCUUCACAUCGCCUGCAGCUGCAGAGCCAAGCACGAAUGCAACGACUGCAAAUGCCACACAGGCAUCGCAAAGUACAGCGCAUUCGAACGCUGUCGCUGCCAUUACGCUAACGGCUGCAGCACGGCCCUCGUCCCAAACAGCAGCCUUGCCGCCGACAUCCCAUCAUGCCACCGCUGUUGCUCUCCCUUCGUCGGGAUCUUCCACAAUGUCCUCGUCGCUGGCGACAUCGCCAUCCUCGGCGAGUGAUCCGUCCAACGCAGGAUCUGCUGAAGUAUCGGCAUCCACGGCCUUGGUCACCGCCGCAGCCAUUCUCGGCGGCUUUUCCGGCUUGCACGCUGCUCUCCAUCCUACAUUCUCCAGCGUCAUUACAACAUCAACAGCAGCCAAGGCAACAGGCCCCACAUCAAUAGUCCAUCAUGGCAACCCAGGACCAGCCGCCUCGCCUAGUCAUCACAGCGCGUCGUCCCUGCGCUCCUCCCCCAUUAGCUCGCAAUCCUCAUCAAACACAUCAUUGCAUACCAUUUCGGCGCACGGCAGCUCGGGAAACAUACAAGCCACCGUCGCUGCCGCUGCGUCAACUCCGAAACACCCGGAUCCACCGCGGACUGUGCGCGAAGGCCAGCUGCGCAAGCUGGGCUACAUUUGGCGGAAUCGUUGGUUUGUCCUGACCGAGUCGACGCUCUUUUACUUUAGCUAUGGCAACCGCAAUCCGACCGACUUGAUACACCUCGAUCAGGUCACGUCGGUCUCCCUCAAGCUGGAGGAAAUUUACACCCACUGUCUCAUUGAGCUUAUCGCCAAACCAGCUACCAAGUGGGUGCUCUGUGGCGUUGACGCUGAAGAGACCGAGUCCUGGCUGAGUGCCAUCAAGCUCUGCGUUGCUGCAGCCUCCAAGCGAGCCAAGCGACGUGCCUCACGACACGCCCGCCAGUCAACGGUUCUCUCCGGCAGUGUACCUGCUUUGGCUGCAUCAACACCGGGACAGCCGUCGUCGGCAGGGACGCUGUCGUUGGCCGUCCCCGGCACCGCCGCCGCCAUGACCAAUCGCAGCAUUGGGGGUGUCGCUGGUACGACCCCCUCAAACAGCAUUGUCAUUAAAGCCGGUGCCCAGUCUGCGCGCAACCACCGAGGCGUCCGACCCAAUGACACAGACGACUCGCCGCCAACAUCCAACUCCAACUCGACCGGCACAUCUGUGGUCAAUUCGUCCGCCGUGUUUGCAGGCCGUGGAACUGGCAGCGCGCCAACGUCCAACGCAGCGACUGCCAUGGCCAUCCCCUCUUAUGCGCUUCGCCGCUACAACGAAGUUGGGCCCAUUCCUGGCAUGGCAGGCACUUCCCCGGCACACUUUGACCCCGCGUUUUGCACAACUUCAAGCACCGUAGUUUCACCGUCCAAUCACGCUGGCGGCGCACAAAGGGGCGGUUUCCCGCCUGGCAUCAUGUUGGAUGCGAGCGAAGCUGGGCAAUUCAUGUUUAGCACCAAUUCCAAUCCGCUAUCGCCGACAUCGCCGCCCAUGUCGCCUCCACAGCACGCGGUUGGGUCUUACAUGCCGCCACCCAAUCCUGGCUCGACGCCCGUCGCUGGGCCUCAUCCCGGUCUGCUUUCUGCCUCCAUGGUGGCUAGCAAGCUCAAGCCCUUCCCUUCCACGCCAGUGUUCAUCAUGGGAGGUGACGACCGAUCCGAAACGUCGUCGGUUGCUUCGCGCUCGCGCGUCAACACGGAUUUCUCUGUCGCCGGUGAUGCCGAACACCACGAUGAUCAGCAACAGCAGCACCAACAGGCCUCCAACCGCGCCGCGCUGCUGCGAUCGGAAAGCGUACUUUCGGAGGAAUCGACCUACUCUCGCCCUCCUCCGCCGCUGCCUCCAAAGACGCAGAACUUUGCAGCGCAGUUUGCCGAUGUUGAUCUGAACAGCGGCAGCACCAGCCCUCAGCCGUACCAAGAGUCGUCCCGGCACGGCGACGACGACGACACGUACUCUGUCAACUGCUUUGAGGACGACACGGGCACCAUGCGUUACGAGUAUCGCGGUACGUUUACGCCUGUCGAUCGCACGCGCUCGGACACGACAGCGACAUCGGCAACACGUGCUUCGACGGACGCAGACUCGCUCCCCCGCGCGCCAGAGGGUGACCGCGAUCUGGAAAUUGACGACUUGAUUGAAUAUGAAAUUGUCCCGCCACAGCUGGGUGUUGUCGCCAGUCCCACGACGUUUUUGGACACGCUGAACGUGUCGAUUCUCCGCGACACGAUUGCGUGCAAUCCGGACUCGCCUCUGAGUCACAUUAGCCGGUACCUCACCAACGUCGCCAACAAGGCGGUGCAUAUCGGGCAGUUGCUGGCCAACCGCCCGCCAUUUGAAAAGGUCAAUGCACCGCCGCCGCCUCCUCCGCUCGUCACGGAGCGCGGCUUGCUCGACGCCCUGCGCGAGCUUGGAGCAACACAGCAAAAGGUCGCCGACAUUGCCGACUACCGCUUUGUAUACCACGUUCUCGCUGCCGACCCGCAGCCUCGUAUUCGCGUGUGCAAUCUGCUUCAGUUCAAAGCCACCGUGGCAACGUUUGAGUGGAAGGCCUACUUUUACCUCAUGUGACGUGCAUUCCCUGUACUUUUUUUUUCUUCCCCCCCCCCGUGUUUUUUUAGUUUUUGUACUUGUAGUAAAAUCAGCUA